CCUCGCUGCUCUUUCUAUUCCGCCCCUCUUUCUCUGUGAAGAAGGGAAUCGUUGUUUUUUGUCAUUGCCACUUUAGAGAAUAAUCCCUGCCUCAUGUUACCGUUAUUUUAUUACUAGUCUACCUGUUACGUAAAUUGCCUGAAUUAUUUCAUUAUACAUAGCUGGGCUACAUGUGGGGGGCUGGCUAUAUUUGGAGAACAAAAAAUCCCCACGAUUUAUAAUUUAAUUCAACGGUCGUGUCGGCAUUAUCACAAACUCACAGAAGGGUUCCUUCCCCCUAUUCAUCCACGACCAAGCUUGUACUAAUUUACGCCUUGCGGUGUUGGGCGGCGGGGUAUUGGUCUUGACUACUAAAUAGAGGAUUGUUUCGGGACCAGGGGGGAAACCAAAAUGCGCACUAACGCAGGAGAGUAUCUGACGUCGUAACAUGCGGGGGGAGAAUCAGCAUUUGAGAAUGUAGCCUACACCUCGGCUAUUGGAUAAUUAUUUGUAGCCGGCCAGAGGAAUUUAGAUGUUUGGCGCUGUAUGAAACCGUUUGUAAACGCUUCCAUAGGUGACCCCGCUUCAUAACGCCAAACAUAGUCCGAGGAUAGCGUGGAGGGUUGUUGGCGCAACACGCUGCUUUUUUAACGGGUAAACAGCAGCCAGAGCGCUGAGGGGAAGUGUUCUCCUGUAGUGCUGCUCCGUAACUCUAUCCUUGUGCUGCAGACCUUUAAAUACUCCUCAUGAAAUAGCCACUUGGUGAAAGGUGAGACCUUCCCAGCCCAGGACACCGUCUGGCGCGAGCUAGUCUGAAAGGACGGUCAGAGCGCGUGCAGGACUGGCCUGCGCUCUUGGAUGACUUUAUGAAAAUAACUUCAGGCUACUAGCUGGACCUGCAAUACUUCAUGUACUUUUUCAUACCAACUUUUCAAGACUUGUUGGUUACCAGUCGUUGUUGACCAGAUAAACAUUAGUUUGUUUGUUUUUGCUCUCUUUUAAAAAAUAUAUAAUUAUGUUUCAUUCUUCUAUACAUCUGCCUACCGUGCCUACGCAGUGAAUGGAGGACAUACUCCAGCUUCUCCCGAAGCACCGGCAAAUUCUCACACAGGCCUGGGGGAGAGCAGCUACUCACACCUGCCUUUGCAGGAGCUUAUUUGCGCUUUCAAAACGUUUUCUACGACUUAGUUUUGCGUUCAUGACCACAGCUGAGUGCCACUCACCAGUAUUCUUUAAUGGGAUAAAUUCAUUUGUGAGAUCAGGUUAUUAAAAACCGAUCAAGGGAAAUCUAAACCAACCAUCCCACACCUUUUUACCAUAGCCUAUAUUUGUAAUUCAGUCUACUGUCCCCAAACGCUUCCGCAUGGUACUUUGGUCGAAAGCGCAAGACAAACCGCUGGACACCGACAUGUCAUCCGGGGUGAUAGAAAUGAAGAAAGUGGUGCCACCGGUGUACCUCCACUCCAACGGCUCUGUUCACCCGGCCAUCCUCACAGAUGACCCCGAGGAGAUGAGACCGGAGGAGAUGAGACCGGAGGAGAUGAGACCGGAGGAGAGGGGCGAGUAUGAGCUCACGGAAGUGACAUCCUUCACGGACAGGUCUGGUGAACCGGGAGAUGAAGGCCGGGAGAUAGUGGUGAUAGACUGCAGGGUGAAUGCCAAGGGCCAGCGCGAGGAGGACGCUCUCCUGGAGAAUGCCAGCCAGAGCAACGAGAGCGACGACAUAAGCACUGACCAGAGCCCAGAGCCACCAGCGCCGUUAAAAGAGACCUCCUUCUCCAUCGGCCUCCAGGUGGUCUUGCCGUUCCUGCUGGCCGGGUUCGGGACGGUGGCGGCGGGCAUGGUGCUGGACAUUGUUCAGCACUGGACGGUGUUUACAGAGGUGACGGAGGUCUUCAUCCUGGUCCCAGCGCUGCUGGGGUUAAAGGGCAACCUGGAGAUGACACUGGCUUCCAGACUGUCCACAGCGGCUAAUAUUGGUCAGAUGGACUCAGCCAAGGACAUGUGGAAGAUGAUCGUUGGAAACCUCGCCCUCAUCCAGGUCCAGGCCACGGUAGUAGGGUUCCUGGCGUCCAUCGCCGCAGUGAUUUUUGGCUGGAUCCCAGAAGGGAACUUUAGACUGGGACAUGCUAUCCUGUUGUGUGCCUCCAGUGUGGCAACCGCAUUCAUCGCCUCUCUGAUACUAGGGAUUAUUAUGAUUGGUGUAAUCAUCGCAUCCAGGAAGGUGGGCAUCAACCCUGACAAUGUGGCCACGCCCAUCGCUGCCAGUCUGGGAGAUCUGAUCACCCUCUCUCUGCUGGCUGGCAUCAGCACAGGACUGUACAAGGAGCUGGAGUUUAACGACUAUGCCAACCCGUUGGUGUGUGCUGUGUUUGUGGCGCUGACCCCUCUGUGGGUGCUGAUCGCUCGGAGGAUCCCCUCCACCAGAGAGGUGCUCUACUCAGGCUGGGAACCUGUCAUCAUUGCCAUGGCAAUCAGCAGUGUUGGGGGUCUGAUCCUAGAUAAGACCGUGUCCAACCCCAACUUCGCUGGCAUGGCUGUCUUCACUCCUGUUAUCAACGGUGUGGGAGGUAACCUGGUAGCGGUGCAGGCCAGUAGAAUCUCCACCUAUCUGCACAUGAAUGGUAUCCCCAUGGGAGACCCUGACCCCAACCCCAGGAAAUGCCCCACCCCCUGCACCUCCUUUUUUGGUUCCAAUGUGAACUCUCGUUCGGCACGGGUGCUUUUCCUCCUGGUUGCUCCAGGUCACCUGGUCUUCCUCUACACCAUCAACUCCAUGCAGGGAGGACACACCACGCUAACAUCCAUCUUCAUAGCUUUCUACAUGGCUGCUGCAUUACUGCAGGUGUUGAUCCUGUUGUACCUGGCUGACUGGAUGGUCCACUGGAUGUGGAGUAGGGGGAUGAACCCUGAUAACUUCUCUAUUCCUUACCUGACGGCCCUGGGAGAUCUGCUGGGGACUGGCUUCCUGGCCCUCUGCUUCCAUGUCCUCUGGCUCAUUGGAGACAGAGACACUGACGUGGGAGACUGAACACACACACCUGGACAGCAUACAUACACAGCAUCAAUUCCGGCUCACCGGAAACAACCUGAACAACUGAACUGUACAGUAUCUCCCUCUGGACAUCGGAACAACUGAAUGACUUUCAGACCCAGACCUCAACCCUGACCCCUUGACCUCCAAUCUCCCCCCAAACCCCUCCCCCUGGGUCACAGACUAUGCCAUUUUUUCUUUAUUUGACUAAAUAAGAGUUCUACUACUAUUGUUUUUAUUGUUAUUAUGAUGACGAUGAUUAUGAUUAUUUUUGUUAAUAGUGAAUUUGAUAUGAAUCUAUAUCUGUUUUACCGUUGGGUGGGUGAAUCCUCAUUAUUUUCAAUGGGGACAUUCUCCCUUGGGCCAGUCACAUUGGCAGCAUUUGUAAAGAUGAGAUCAAUCUUAAAGACUUGAAAUGAAGACAGACAGACAGCAAAAAAAACUCACACAAGCCUAAAAUGCUUAAUCACCAAGUGCUAUACGUAUAAAGAGAUGAAUACAUUUUUAAGGGACCCUUUCAAUUAGCCUUGCCUUGAGAGUAGUGAUUCAGUGGGGGCAGCUCCACAGGGGCCCAAACGAGAAUGUAGAGACCUGAAUCCGCUUAGGUAACAACCCCCCAACCCUGUCAAAGGAUGUCUGAACACUAACCUAAACAGAAACAGGAAGUUUGAACAACUCUGGGUAGAAGUUGCCCUUAAGCACAGAUCUAGAAUCAGUUUGAAAACAUAACUGACCCUGUAUCAGUGGCUAGAGGCAACCUCAACCUAGUCCAUGGACAUAGGUCCUGCCAGAUGGUACGGUCAGGUGCCACAUUAUGUUUCAUAGGUCACCAAGGAGGUGCCAGAUCAUACGGUCAGGUGCCACAUUAUGUUUCAUAGGUCACCAAGGAGGUGCCAGAUCGUACGGUCAAGUGCCACAUUAUGUUUCAUAGGUCACCAAGGAGGUGCCAGAUCGUACGGUCAGGUGCCACAUUAUGUUUCAUAGGUCACCAAGGAGGUGCCAGAUCGUUCAGUCAGGUGCCACAUUAUGUUUCAUAGGUCAUCAAGGAGGUGCCAGAUCGUUCAGUCAGGUGCCACAUUAUGUUUCACACUCAGUUGGAGGGUUGUUUCUUGAAUUAAAGUCAACCCCAAUUCUUGCCAACCAUGUCCUUAGUGGUCCUUGAGGCCUCAACGCUCAAUAGCAAGGUUUCAGCACCUCGUUGUUCUCCCCUAAAUCCUCCUAAAGGGCUACGAUUGUGACAUUUCUUCAAUUAAAUUUGUUUCUUUGUUUUCACACAAACACUUAGACAGAAAAUUGUGCUUUGUUUGUCAGGCUGGCCAUCUGUUUGUAGCAGCCUGUUGGUUACACACACACACAAAACUCUGCUUAUCACUGGAUUCACUGAGGUUAGAGUGGCCUUACUGGGAGGCUAGAGGGAGGUCAGAGAGGGUAGGGACAGAGCGCUUAUUGAGACAGAGGCCAUUCCAGGUGACAUCCUAUCUAGUGCAAGGACUUAGGAGCAUAUGUUAUAGGGUGGUGAAAGUUAUCCACUUGAUCACGCUGUUGCCUAAUGCUGUAGUGACAAGACCUGUUUGGUGUGUUCUGAUUAGAACGCUUUAAUGGGCUUCAUUAGUUAGUGAGGAAAGACAGGAUGUUGAGGGAGGAAUUGUCAAACCAAUAUUGCCUGCUUAGGAAUAUCAUGCAAACAGCUCGCUCUCUCUUUCUGUCUCUCUCGCUCUCUCAAGCUUUCUCCAAUGGUACAAACAACAUCAACGAUCUUCUUGAGUUGAAGCAACUCAAGGCCUGUCCAUGCUGACUACCACACUUCCUUAAUGUCUGUUGUGCAUUGUACAUACACACUGUGCAGCUGACCUACAAUAUCUGCCACAUAGAUGCCAUGCUUCAAAAUGGCCUCCUAUCCUAACCACAUUUACAUACUGUCAGUAUAGACACUCUAAUUCUCGUAAGCAGCAGAGCCCAGCUUGAUGGUGAAAUGCAUGUGUUAUCAUCUGAUGCUUUGUUAUCUGGUGUUCAAUUUAUAUGUUGUUUUAAGGGGCCAGCAGAGUGCAUGUGCAGGGCACAUAACAUGAAUAUGCAAAACUUGUGCAUUAUGAGUUAAGUUUCCUUCUCUUUAAAAGAUAAUGUAUCUUUCUUAGGUUUGACACAUUUUACAAAGUGGAAGUUGUGUCCGUUAUUAGAUGUAUUCUUUAACUUCAUAAUUUUUCUUAACCCUUCUGUGAUCUUAAGUGUUAGAGAACGAUUAUGUCAUGUUUAUGAUUGAGGCAGCCCCAGUGGGGUAUAGUGUCACUGUUGGAAGGUACUGUAAUAUACACACACAGGCACCAGAGGGCGACAUUGUCAUAUGAGUGAAUAUGAGACAGUGCUGAUACUGAUAGAGGCUGUUCACUAUUCGCUUCAUCUAGAUUAUAGAACCUGUAUCCAAGAUUCUAAUGUAGAACCUGUGUUUUCUAGAUUCUAGAAUUUGUAUUUUCUUGAUUCUAGAACCUGUGUCCAUGAUUAUAGAAUACAUACCUUCUGGAUUCUAGAGCUUGUAUCCAAGAUUCUAUUCUAAAACCUGUCCUCUGUAUUCUUGAAGCGGAACCCUGGAUCUAGAACCUGGGUUCUCUCUGCUGCCUUACUGAACCUGUGCCAGCGUUCUGCCCCAGUACGGAUAAGAGGUUGUGAAUACUUCUUCAGGGGGAAGGAAUGCUUUGUCUAUUUAUUUUUAGAUGCACACAAAGCAAAUUGUAAAUACUAUAUUUAUUCUAUAAAUAAGGUGUUUAUUUUUCAUUUAAUUUUGUCUCGGUUCUGUGUCACUGUUUUUGUAAUUGUUUCUCAUUUUAUUUUUUUGUUCUUCCUUUUUUGGGGUUGUAUCCAGCCAGUAGAGCUUCAGAGCUGCCACGGUAGAUUAGUGCAUAGGCUAACAAACAACAGUGUGGGUGCCUAAUAUCUGAUGAACCUCACACACCUUACAUCCCCUGCUCUCAGGCAGGGACCCAAACAUAGAAGGCCUUAACCUAUCAGGAGCCAAGCUCAACACAUAGUAACCAAUCAGGAGCUAGGCUCACCACAGAGUAGAAUCUCUCUAAUUAGCUUUUAUUAAUAACUGACAUACCUUGAUUUGAUGUUGUAAUGUAAUGAAUGAAUAAAUAGUCUAUGAGAGAGGCUGCAUGGUUGCAAUGGCUGCGGUGUUUGGGAACCACUAAGGCCAGAACCUUCAAUUGAGAACAUAAAUGAAUAGAUGGAUAUUGUAAACAGAAGGCUCUGACUAGAACAGACUAGUGGUCAGACAACACAGAUGUAUAACGGAUGGAUCAUUUCUCUAUAACCUCAUUCCUCAACCCCCCCCCCCCCCCCCACACACACACACACCACUAGCACAAAAUGUCCAUACAGAUAUAUUGGUUACACACACAAACACAUACACUGUAUUUGGAACUGUGUGCUCCCCCUGCUGUCCCCCUCUGUAACCCUGUAACUGUAGUGGGGUUCACAAUCUGCAGGACUUUAUAAAUUGCUGGAAAUAAAGGACUAUAUUAUUUUGUA
This is a messenger RNA of Salvelinus fontinalis (brook trout), 6538 nucleotides long. RefSeq names its product solute carrier family 41 member 1-like. The record is from RefSeq and is a predicted model, not a curated record. Gene Ontology annotation, molecular function: monoatomic cation transmembrane transporter activity. Gene Ontology annotation, cellular component: plasma membrane. The transcript has 11 exons. Bases 1343 to 3010 code for a protein of 555 amino acids. Lineage: Eukaryota; Metazoa; Chordata; Actinopteri; Salmoniformes; Salmonidae. Gene Ontology annotation, biological process: monoatomic cation transport.